Molecule: messenger RNA, 3422 nt
Organism: Pteronotus mesoamericanus
Lineage: Eukaryota; Metazoa; Chordata; Mammalia; Chiroptera; Mormoopidae
Gene: OPHN1
Product: oligophrenin 1
Exons: 25
Coding region: 361-2769 (802 amino acids)
Biological process (GO): actin cytoskeleton organization; signal transduction; negative regulation of proteasomal protein catabolic process
Cellular component (GO): actin cytoskeleton; cytoplasm; terminal bouton
Molecular function (GO): GTPase activator activity; protein binding
Source: RefSeq, a predicted model, not a curated record
CCGCGGAGUUCGGCAAAGGAAAUCUGCUAGCUCGGAAGCGAGGAGCAGCGAGGAGCGAGGAGAGAGGCGUCUCCCAUCCCCAGCUCUGACCCCCGCCUACACCCUGGGCGGGCCGAAGUGUCAAGUUUGCAAUUGCUUAGAAGGAUCCGGCCGGUCUUCGGAGGAGAGCGGGGCUGCGGUUUCGGCUGCCUCUGUGGGAAGGCGAUUGCUAGGGGUUAUGUUGAUUACUAGGCUGCGCCCUGCCGGGAUCCGACUGCAUUAAUUAGCUCUCCCAGUCACCUGAAGCAAUCGCCGCCGGGUCGGUACAGACCAGCCAGCUCCUCCAGGAAUCUCCUUAGAACAGCCCCCGCCAUCAGAACCAUGGGGCAUCCUCCUCUGGAGUUCAGCGACUGCUACCUGGACAGCCCCAAUUUCCGCGAGAGGCUGAAGUGUUAUGAGCAGGAGCUGGAGAGGACCAAUAAAUUCAUCAAGGACGUGAUCAAAGACGGCAACGCGCUUAUUAGCGCAAUGAGAAAUUAUUCCUCAGCUGUUCAGAAGUUUUCCCAGACACUACAGUCCUUUCAGUUUGAUUUCAUUGGAGACACUCUGACUGAUGACGAGAUUAACAUUGCUGAAUCCUUCAAGGAAUUUGCUGAAUUACUGAGUGAAGUUGAAAAUGAAAGGAUGAUGAUGGUACACAAUGCUAGUGAUUUGCUGAUCAAACCCCUGGAAACUUUUCGGAAGGAGCAAAUAGGCUUCACCAAGGAGCGGAAAAAGAAAUUUGAAAAGGAUGGUGAGAGGUUUUAUUCUUUGCUGGAUCGGCACUUACAUCUGUCUUCCAAAAAGAAAGAAUCUCAGUUACAAGAGGCAGACCUGCAGGUGGACAAGGAGAGGCACAUUUUUUUCGAAUCCUCCCUUGAUUAUGUUUAUCAAAUCCAGGAAGUUCAGGAGUCCAAGAAGUUCAAUAUUGUGGAGCCGGUCUUGGCCUUUCUCCAUAGCCUCUUCAUUUCCAACAACUUGACUGUGGAGCUCACGCAGGAUUUCCUCCCAUAUAAACAAAAACUCCAGCUCAGUUUGCAGAAUACAAGAAAUCAUUUUUCCAGUACCCGAGAAGAGAUGGAAGAACUUAAGAAAAGGAUGAAAGAGGCUCCCCAGACAUGCAAACUUCCAGGACAGCCAACCAUUGAAGGCUAUCUCUAUACCCAAGAGAAAUGGGCUCUGGGAAUAUCCUGGGUGAAAUACUACUGCCAGUAUGAGAAAGAGACCAAAACACUCACCAUGACGCCGAUGGAGCAGAAGCCAGGUGCUAAGCAGGGGCCUUUGGACUUAACCCUGAAGUACUGCGUGAGAAGGAAGACAGAGUCUAUUGACAAGAGGUUCUGCUUUGAUAUAGAAACUAAUGAAAGGCCAGGAACCAUAACGCUGCAAGCCCUUUCAGAAGCUAACAGAAGGCUGUGGAUGGAGGCCAUGGAUGGGAAAGAGCCUAUCUACCACAGCCCCAUAACGAAACAGGAAGAAAUGGAGCUGAAUGAAGUGGGCUUCAAGUUCGUUAGAAAGUGCAUCAAUGUCAUUGAGACCACAGGAAUCAAGACAGAGGGAUUGUACCGUACCGUGGGCAGCAAUAUUCAGGUUCAGAAGCUGCUGAAUGCCUUUUUUGAUCCUAAAUGCCCAGGAGAUGUUGAUUUUCAUAAUAGUGACUGGGACAUUAAGACAAUCACCAGCUCCUUGAAAUUCUACCUCAGGAAUCUUUCUGAACCUGUCAUGACCUAUAGACUACAUAAAGAGUUGGUCUCUGCUGCCAAGUCUGACAACUUGGAUUAUCGGCUGGGAGCUAUUCAUUCCCUGGUAUAUAAGCUACCAGAAAAGAACCGGGAGAUGCUGGAACUUCUUAUAAGACACUUGGUCAAUGUAUGUGAGCACAGCAAAGAGAAUCUUAUGACUCCUUCCAACAUGGGGGUGAUCUUUGGUCCCACGCUGAUGAGAGCGCAAGAGGACACUGUGGCUGCCAUGAUGAACAUCAAAUUCCAGAACAUUGUGGUAGAAAUCCUAAUUGAGCACUUUGUCAAGAUCUACUCAGGUCCACCUGAGGAGAGUGCUGCACCCCCAGUGCCUCCACCUCGAGUGACAGCAAGAAGGCACAAACCAAUCACGAUUUCAAAGCGUUUGCUGCGAGAAAGGACAAUUUUCUAUACUCCUCCCUUGGAUGGAAGUGAAGAUGAAAUCCAACAUCAAACACCCAAUGGGACUAUCACCAACAGUAUAGAACCCCCCAAACUGCCACAAUAUCCCAACAUGCCUAUGCAGAAGAGUGGGGAAGCUGAUCCAGGGAGGAAGUCGCCAAGCAGACUUGUUUCAGAUGGCAAAUUGGAUUCCUGCCCCGAGGUGGACGUCGGGAAGUUGGUGUCUAGGCUGCAGGAUGGAGGGACCAAGGCCAUGUCGAAGGCCACCAAUGGACCUGUUCCAGGCUCUGGGCCCACCAAAGCCCCCUCUUUCCAUGUAAAGAGACCAGCUCCUCGGCCACAGGUUCCUCCCAAGGAGGGAGACUCUGACAGUUUCAGCAAAGUGCGGCCUCCAGGAGAAAAGCCAACCGUCAUCCGUCCCCCAGUGAGGCCUCCAGACCCUUUGUGCAGGGCGGCUACUCCCCAGAAAACAGAACCAAAACCAGAUAUUGUAGCUGGCAAUGCAGGGGAAAUCCCAUCAUCUGUGGUGGCUUCCAGGACCAGGUUCUUUGAAACAGCUUCCCGGAAAACAGGAAGUUCUCAAGGCAGACUUCCUGGAGAUGAGAGUUGAGGCCUCAGGUUGUAAAAGCCUUGGCCUCAGAAGACCCUUUCCGGGUUCCAGAAGGGUCUUCGUCAAACCCUUGUGUGCUGCGUUAUUUUGUGCUGAAGAGCAGCUCCUUCCUGGUCCUGCACCUUCAGGCUCUGGGAUGCUAUAAAUAGGGGGUACAUAUCCUAGAACAGGCUUAUUUAUCCAUUGUAUUCUGUCUUUAUCCCCUGAGGUCUACCUUGGGCUCCUGCAGACUGUGAAUGUCUGACCUCCCUCAAACCAGACUCUGCAGAAACCAAGCUAUCCAUCCACCUGAGUUGAAGAGUGGAUCUCAGUUUUCAACUCUUUCUUUGAACUUCCUGCCUCCUCGAAAGGACCUCGGAGUCAAAGAUUUGGGCCUAACCACUGAUCUCAAAGGUCUCUGAACUAAAAGCUAUUUGGGUUGGGGCCAUUGCUUACCCUGAAAUCAGGGAAGUAGGAAUGUUUGCUAAACAUUGGAGAAUCCUAAUAUGUCUCUUACUGAUGAUAUGGAGCCUGGUGUCAGGUUAGAGCUCUGGCACUGAAAUAUAUUGCCAAGAACCUGUCUGCUCCUGUGGGGCUAGACAGUUUGGGUGAUGCCCCCCACCAGCCUUCCAUGUGGACUCAGGAAGGUGGCCUUCCUGCUCUUGCAUACAACC